UUUCCUCAUUCUCUCUGAUCCACUCCCCCAACAACCUCCCUUCCACCAUGACGCUGCUGGCUUCUGAGAGGUCACUGCUUAUCCGGAACAAGUUCCGCUCAGUCCUGCAGCUGAGAAUUCAGAACCGAAGACAGAGUGAAAUCAAUGCAGACCCUGGGUUGAAAUCUACCAGCCUCCCUCAAAAACCAGAGAAAGACCAGAGUAAAACUCGGUGUCCAACUGAUGAUGGUGCCACUCAGAAGUCGCCCCCUAGUGGUCCGAACACUGAAACUGCACAAGAGAGAACAGUGUGUGGCGCCCAGAGGCAGAAGAAGGCUUGCCAGGCGGAGGACCUCACUGAGAGGAUCCAGCAUCCGCCUGGACCUGUUGAGCAAAAGCAUGAACACACGCUGCCCCUGGAGAACCGUCCUGCCCCUUUCCCUCUGUCUGCUGAUGUCUUCAAAGAUGACAUCUCCACCUGCCCCUCCUCCUCGCCCAUUGAGCAUCAUGGCAUUCACCAGUUACCGGUCUUUAAUUCUUUGCCAGAGCUCUCAGGUGACCAAUUACUGAGUGACUUCUCAGCUGUGGCCCUGCCCCUUAACCACAGCCCCAGUCAUCCUCAGUCUGGUUUGGUGUUGCCCCCGGCAACCGAGGGCAUCAGACAACCUAUGAGUGUAACACCGGCUGAAUCAAAUUCCAUGGCAACAACUGGGAGACCAAAUGGGAUGUAUCUGACCUCUCAGCCCACACCCCUGCUGCCAAAGACAGCUCGGCCUCCUAGCCCCACUUGCUCCUCAUCCCUCUCCCCGCCUCUCAACUUUAACAACCUCCCCCACUCACGGAAACCGAGGGACACAAAACCCAAAAUGAGGAAACUCAAGUAUCACCAAUACAUUCCUCCAGACCAGAGAGGGCUGUCUGGGACUGGAGGGGGAGGCACCAAACAGAAGUGCCCUACCCCUACGCAGUCUUUAGACCCAGCCUAUUCCCAUCUCCUGAAUCAGCAACAGGUCUUCCUCCAGCUGGAAAUCCUCCAAAACCAGCAGCAACAGCAACAACUACAGCAACAGCUCACUGUUGUAUCCAGCAGAGAUCAUAGUGAUCCUGUGAAGUCCACUGGAGCCGUGCCCAUGAACCCCCAACCUCUUCCCGCCACAGCAAACCACACCUCUAUGCAUACAAGCCCAGGAUCCAAACCUGAGCUUCUCCCUGCAAAUCUUGUUGAUCUAACAGUGUCAGAGUUGCGGCAGCAGCUGCGUAAACGUGGUCUCCCUGUCUCCGGCACCAAGCCUGCACUAUUGCAGCGUCUCCGCCCCUUCCAGCUUCCCCAUGCUUGCCUCACUCCUACUCCCCUCUCCCAGCUGGGUACCAGCAUGGAGCUCCUUACUUCCUGCCCCCCACUGCCAGCCAGUCAGAGCCCCAGCUCAAGCUCAAGCUCUGGACCAGAUUCACCUAGCAGCAGCCCAAACAGGGGAAUUCCUAAUGGGAUUCUCAGUGACACUCCAAAUGGCAUUCUGAAAGCCAGUGGUUUAACAAAUGCUGCAUCAGUGGGUUUGGCAGGUGAACAGUGUGGUAUUUCCAGGGCUAUUUUCCUGGCACCUACCAGCAGUGCCUCAGGAACUCCCAGUCCCACUCUACCCCUGUCGUCCUCCUCACCCCUGCAGAGUGGGACUCUGUGGACAAUUAAGAAGGAGCAGCAGGAGCUGAGUGUGGAGCUAGAAAUGAGGGAGAGGAUACGAAGCAGGCCCAGGGACCGCUCUGAUAACACUGGCACAGAGUCUUGUGGAGGAUCCCUUCAUCCUUUCCUGCAACAGGGUCCAGGAUACACUAAAGGGAAGCCAGAAACAAAUGCACAAACAGAGGUGUUGUUUACACAGGUGUUUAGCUGCCAACAGUGUGAUGUGAUCGGCCAGGACUACGAGCUGCCAGUGCAGAUUACAGCAAGUCCUGUUCAGACUGUGCACAGUGUUCGCAGCUUGGAAGAAGAACUGCAGGAGGCUAUCCAGAAAGCACAGAUGGACCCUCGGCAGUCCAUAGAUGACAUUCUAGAUGAGCCUAUUACUUGUGUUGGUUCUGUCACUGUGUCUGAUCAUAAAUCCAUAGCCCACUCUGCCCCCAGCCGUGCACCUUCUCCUCAGGCUAUUCAGUCCCAGUCCUCCCAGCAGUACAACAGGGAUGACAACUUCCUGCCCUCACCCCUUUGCUCCUCUCUCUUGUUGGAGCUUCCUCCAUCUCCUGCUGUAAUAAACCCCAGCCAGGUUGUCCCAGCGCCUCCUCCACCCCUCAUCUGUAUCUCCCCUCUGCCAUCCACUGGAAAGUCACGGAAACGACGGGCUCCAACACCAUUUGAUGCUGCAGACUGGCUUGAAACACUGGCUGGAAACGCUGACGUCUGGCCUCCGCCCGCUUACCCCGCCAGCAGCUCCCUUUGUUGA
Messenger RNA from Monopterus albus (swamp eel), 2414 nucleotides. Its product is annotated as myocardin. Gene Ontology annotation, cellular component: nucleus. Bases 48 to 2414 code for a protein of 788 amino acids. Gene Ontology annotation, biological process: smooth muscle cell differentiation; positive regulation of transcription by RNA polymerase II. The record is from RefSeq and is a predicted model, not a curated record. The transcript has 16 exons. Gene Ontology annotation, molecular function: transcription coactivator activity. Lineage: Eukaryota; Metazoa; Chordata; Actinopteri; Synbranchiformes; Synbranchidae.